Nematolebias whitei (Rio pearlfish) is the source of this 1698-nucleotide messenger RNA. It is a transcript of the gene mtmr9, whose product is annotated as myotubularin related protein 9. Gene Ontology annotation, biological process: negative regulation of autophagy. Bases 48 to 1697 code for a protein of 549 amino acids. The transcript is spliced from 11 exons. The record is from RefSeq and is a predicted model, not a curated record. NCBI's taxonomy places the organism in Eukaryota, Metazoa, Chordata, Actinopteri, Cyprinodontiformes, Rivulidae.
UGUUUUUGCAAACGUACCAGUGUCGGCCAAAUAAAUAUCUGACCGUCAUGGAGUUCGCAGAGCUGAUAAAAACACCCAGAGUGGACGGGGUCGUCCUGCACCGACCCUUCAUGCCCACCGUGGAGGGAACUUUAUGUUUGACUGGUCAUCACCUGAUUCUUUCCUCCAGACAGGACAACACAGAGGAACUGUGGCUGCUUCAUUCAAACAUAGACUCCGUGGAGAAGAGAUUUGUGGGAUCCUUGGGAAGCAUCAUAGUCAAAUGCAAAGACUUGAGGGUGAUCCAGCUUGACAUCCCUGGUAUGGAGGAAUGUCUCAACAUUGCCAGCUCCGUUGAGGCUCUGUCCACACUUGAUUCUGUCUCUCUGAUGUACCCUUUCUUCUACCGGCCCAUGUUUGAAGUCAUAGAGGAUGGGUGGAAUUCAUUUCUUCCGCAGGACACCUUUAAAGAGUUGGAGUCCAUGACAGACGAGUGGAGACUGAGUGAAGUCAACAAGGACUUCAGUGUGUGUCCUUCAUACCCACCUCUAGUGGCAGUGCCCAAACACAUUGAUGAUGACGUUCUGAAAAAAGUUGCCACCUUCCGUCAUGGUGGACGUUUUCCAGUACUUAGUUACUAUCACAAGAAGAAUGGCAUGGUGAUGAUGCGAGCAGGGCAGCCACUGACAGGCACGAACGGGCGACGCUGCAAGGAAGACGAGAAGUUGAUCAAUGCCACUCUGAGGCCGGGGAAACGGGGAUACAUAAUCGAUACGCGCGCUAUCAACGUUGCUCAACAGGCCAAAGCUCGAGGAGGGGGGUUUGAGUCUGAGGGUCAUUAUCCCCAAUGGAGGAGGAUCCACAAAGCCAUUGAAAGGUAUAAUGUCCUCCAGGAAAGUCUGAUUAAGCUGGUGGAGGCCUGUAACGAUCAGUCGCACAGCAUGGACCGCUGGUUAAGCAAGUUAGAGGCGUCCAGUUGGCAAACUCACAUCAAGGAGAUCCUCACCACUGCUUGCCUGGCUGCCCAGUGCAUCGACAGGGAGGGAGCUUCGGUGCUCGUUCAUGGAACAGAAGGGACUGACUCCACCCUGCAGGUGACCUCUUUAGCUCAGAUCAUACUUGAGCCAGUCUGCAGGACCAUCAAAGGCUUCCAGGGCCUAUUGGAGCGAGAGUGGCUCCAGGCAGGUCACCCAUUCCAGCAGCGCUGUGCCCAGUCUGCCUACUCCAACAGCAAGCCUCGACAAGAAGCUCCCGUCUUCCUGCUCUUUUUGGACUGUGUGAUGCAGAUCCUUCGCCAGUUUCCCUGCUCCUUUGAAUUCAAUGAGGCCUUUUUAGUGUUGCUUUUUGAACACACUUACGCCUCUCAGUUUGGUACUUUCCUGGGCAACAGCACAUCCGAAAGAACCAGUCUGUGUCUACGUGAGAAAACUGUUUCUCUUUGGUCGUGGGUGAAUCGGCCACAGGAGCUGGAGCGUCUGACCAAUCCGCUCUAUGAGGCCAACAGUUUGGUGAUCUGGCCCUCUGUGGCUCCUCAGAGUCUGCUGCUGUGGGAAGGAGUGUUCCUUCGCUGGAACCGUUCCUCCAAGUGUUUGGAUGAGGCUUAUGAUGAAAUGGUGCACAUUAUUGAAUACAACAAGGAGCUUCAGACCAAAGUAAACAGCGUGCGCAGACAGCUGGCCCAGCUGGAAACUGAAGAUCCUCUGUUGCAAACAUCAUAAA